AACGAGCAGGAGCAGGAGGGCUGGUACCGGGCUCUCACCGACCUGCUCAACGAGGGCAAGGCGGCCAGCCAGGGGUCCCCCCACCGCCACCUCGCCUCCCCCUUCUCCGCCUCCUGCAGCGCGGCCGCCGCCUCCCUGGCCGCCGCCGGCGAGGACCUCAACUAUGGGCUGAUCGCCCCGGCCACCGCUGCCUACCGGGAGGUCUGGCAGGUGACGCUGAAGCCCAAGGGCUUGGGGCAGAGCAAAAACCUCACCGGCGUCCAUCGGCUCUGCCUUUCGGCCCGCACCAUCGGAUUCGUGCGCCUCAACUGCGAGUUGCCCUCGGUCACGCUGCAUCUGAUGAACAUCCGCCGCUGCGGCCACUCCGACAGCUUCUUCUUCAUCGAGGUGGGGCGCUUGGCGGCCACCGGCCCCGGUGAGCUCUGGAUGCAGGCAGACGACUCGGUGGUGGCCCAGAACAUCCACGAGACCAUCCUGGAGGCCAUGAAGGCGCUGAAGGAGCUGUCCGAGUUCCGGCCCCGCAGCAAGAGCCAGUCCUCCUCCUCCUCUUCCUCUGGGGGG
Antrostomus carolinensis (chuck-will's-widow) is the source of this 561-nucleotide messenger RNA. RefSeq names its product insulin receptor substrate 2-like. Lineage: Eukaryota; Metazoa; Chordata; Aves; Caprimulgiformes; Caprimulgidae. The record is from RefSeq and is a predicted model, not a curated record. Gene Ontology annotation, molecular function: insulin receptor binding; phosphatidylinositol 3-kinase binding. The annotation marks the transcript as partial. The transcript has a single exon. Gene Ontology annotation, biological process: insulin receptor signaling pathway. Gene Ontology annotation, cellular component: cytosol; plasma membrane.